This is a messenger RNA of Neofelis nebulosa (Clouded leopard), 2761 nucleotides long. RefSeq names its product RAB22A, member RAS oncogene family (gene RAB22A). Gene Ontology annotation, molecular function: GTP binding; GTPase activity. The transcript is spliced from 8 exons. The record is from RefSeq and is a predicted model, not a curated record. Lineage: Eukaryota; Metazoa; Chordata; Mammalia; Carnivora; Felidae. The coding region runs from base 295 to 879 and encodes 194 amino acids.
GGCUGCCGAGGUGGGCGGGGAGGUCAGGUGACCCGGCAAGGCGUCCCAAGAUGGCGGCGGCAGCGGCGCCCGGGAGGCCGGAGCACCGUCCGGGCUGCUGAGGCGGGCCCCGCGCGGCUGGCGGCGGACGGGACGGGCCGAGGGCUGGCGAGCGGACGGCCGCCGCCUCUGCGCGCCCCGCGGCCGGGGCUGAGCCGUGCGGCGGCGGCGGCGCCGGGGGAUGCUCGUGCUGGGCCCGGCCUCUCCCUCUUCAACUUAGGGCGGCGGCGGGCCCGCGCCCCUGGCUCCCGGGCCAUGGCGCUGAGGGAGCUCAAAGUGUGUCUGCUGGGGGAUACAGGUGUGGGUAAAUCGAGCAUCGUAUGGCGGUUCGUGGAAGACAGUUUUGAUCCGAACAUCAACCCGACAAUAGGGGCAUCUUUUAUGACCAAGACUGUCCAGUACCAAAAUGAGCUACACAAAUUCCUAAUCUGGGAUACAGCUGGACAAGAACGAUUUCGUGCCUUAGCACCCAUGUACUACCGAGGGUCGGCUGCAGCUAUAAUUGUUUAUGAUAUCACAAAAGAAGAGACAUUUUCAACAUUAAAGAACUGGGUGAGGGAGCUCCGGCAGCAUGGCCCGCCCAAUAUUGUGGUUGCCAUAGCAGGAAAUAAGUGUGAUCUUAUCGACGUCAGAGAAGUCAUGGAGAGAGACGCUAAGGACUACGCCGACUCCAUCCACGCGAUUUUUGUGGAGACCAGCGCGAAAAACGCAAUAAACAUAAAUGAACUCUUUAUAGAAAUUAGUCGAAGAAUUCCGUCCGCCGACGCCAGCCCACCGUCUGGCGGGAAGGGCUUCAAGCUCCGGAGACAGCCUUCCGAGCCGCAGCGAAGCUGCUGCUGACCGAGCCUCGGCCUCCGGACUGCGUGAUGAUGAACACUCCAUUUAGUCUUGCACCCCGUGUCUUCGUGUGCCCGCCCGCUUUUCAGCCCGUCCACAGGAGCCUCUGAAGCACGUUCGUGUCGUGCGAGGGCACAGAGCAGCUUGGCUCUCAGCCUUUAAAGAUGUCUCUGCCUCACCUUCCACGCACCCCUCCCUUCCACACCCCAUCUGGAAAUCACAAUAAAGACAUGUGCCACUCUGACAAGCCUGACUAGCCCUUCCUAGCCUGGGGGUAAAAGACUAAGCUCCACGUUCCCGUCAUUUCACCUGGUCUGGGCGAUCAGUUUCUUGUAGCAUUUACAGCGACCCCAGACAAGUGUUUUAAGGGAGCUUUCCUUGUUAACAAUCCAGCUUAUCUUUCUGUUUCCUUUAUUCCCCUGCCUCUGUUAGUGGUUAACACUCUUUCCCUCAGGGAGCCUAAUGAGGUUUUUAAUAUAAUCUAAAAAUAAAGCACUGAAGUGAAGUUGGUGACAAUUUGCUCCUGGUCUAAUUUGGCACCCUUCCAACCUGAGUAUUGUAAGGGAAGGAAAUUUACAAGAUUAAAUAGGAAAUGAAACAGCUUGAAUUGCAAACUAAAUUGUGUUUUCAGAGCUAUCCUUAAACUGAACAGUUGAAACUUUUAAAAAUAAUUGUCAUUUCCCUGUGCUCCCCCCCCCCCCACUUGAUAGGGGUAGAUUUUAAUGGGAAAAUUAUAAUGCAGAUUAAGUAAAAAACGAUUCCCUCUUCCCUGGUGGAUAUCUUAAGCAUUUGAAAUUAUUUAUUCUCUUCCUGAAAUCAUAUGGAAGGAAUGUGGCUAGGGAAAAUUCUAACGUUGUGUUUAAAAUACGUGUGGACUCUGCCCUCCCAGCCUCUUGCUGCCUUCCCACCGUGCAGUUAGCUCUGAGAGAAAAACACACGGUUCUAAGUGUGGGCUCCUAACACCUGAAGUGGGUGGGCAGGGGACGGUGAACUUUAUUUCCUAUAUAUCCAGAUGGGGCAGGACAUCUGGCCCACACCCUGGUAUGUCCCUGACAUCCCCACUGCUGGGCCUCUCUCUCCGCGAAGGCCAACAAAAUAGAAACAAAGGUUGCUUGACUCCUAACUUUGAGGCGAUGCACGCGUGGCCCUUUUUUGGCUUGUUCCGCCAAAAGAUGCUGCAAGUCUGUGACCUGCACAUUUUUUUCCUCCAGACCUGUCGGUGAUUUCACGGUGCCUGGGUGCGCAGGGGAAGGCGGUCCCGUGCCUCUUACCGGCGAGGCGCUGGGAGGCGCCCCUCCCUGUUGUGCCCUUGGCUGCAUGCGGCCCAAAGAGGGCCAGCUUCUCAGCCCCCCACAGCUGCUUUCUCUUCAUGACAUCUCAUGCGCCUCCCCGUUGUCGAGGGCAUUUCUGUCGAGUUGCAGCCACGCGUUUUAUCCAGAGAAUGGAUGAUGGUGGGGUGCCCAAGUGGCUCAGUCGGUUAGGCUCCUGACUCUUGAUUUCGGCUCGCGUCACGAUCUCACAGUUCGUGGGUUCGAGCCCCGCGUCGGGCUCCAUGCUGACAGUGCCUCCUUCCUUCCUCCUCGUUUCCAUCAGACCAUCUCGGGAAGGGACGAGACCCUGCUCCUCCCGUGGUUGUCACCUUCCUGCUCAGCAGCAGAUUCUUAUCUGAGAUCCGUGUGGUCCAUACCCCAUGAAAACAGGGGGGAAAUGUUUCCGUUUGUUUUGUUUGCUUGUGUGAUACAAAAGAGGAAUAUUAGGGGCAGAAGCGGUGUUUUGUUUUGAACACACUUUGGAUUAACGACCUGACCAAGCAAUGAUCUGAUACACAUUUGGUACAUUCUCUGUUGUUCUGCCUUAGGAGGAAAAAAACUAGAUUUCAGAGGAA